AUGCAUUCAACCACAAAAGGAAAUCAUCAACAACUGGGAAUUAUUUUAUCUCAGUUACAAAACGAUGAACAACGUUAUCAACUCCUACAAACACUUCGUACAAGAUUAGCUGGAUAUAAUCUGUCCGUUGAAAGUAUUAAAUUGAUUUUAGAUCUAUUCGCAGAUGAACAAUAUCGAUUUCAAGUUGGGCAAUUAUUAACAACGGCAUUGAAUAAACUCAAAGCGGAUGAUUGUUUAUCGCUACUAAAAGGUUUCCAAGAUGAAAAACAAAAGUUUAUACUGUUUGAACAGUCUUACAAAAAAUUGAAUUCAGACACGUGUUAUGAUCAACUGAUCAAUAUUUUGAAUGAAUUUACACCAUCAACUAGACAGAAGGCAGAGAACUUACUGCGAAAUAAUUAUUCAGAAUUGUACACUCGUUUGAUUCAUGACAGCGAUGGUGAUACAUCGUUUUUUCAACACGAGCAUCAUACUAAACUUAAAUAUCAUGAUCCAAUGAUAAAACAACAAGAAGAAAAGAAAAAAACAAUAGCUGAUAGUAGAUCAUUGACGAUUAUUACUACCAUCAAAGAAAACGUGACAAAAAUGGCUGGAGUGGAACAAGCUUGCACAAAAGAGAGCGACAUCACCAAUGAAACACUCGCACAUAUUUUGGAUUCGAUAACCGGUACAAAACAAAAACAAAGUUCAACUGAACUGAGAUCACAACUACCGUACUGCGAAGAACAAUGUCAUCAUCGUCCACAUAGUAUUCUAAGUUCAACAGCCAUAUCUGUCUCGAGUGAUUUACAAUCGAGAGAAUCUGAGAAUAGUGCGUACAUCCUCAAACCCAUGAACUCAGCAAAUAAAUUUACUACUGAACCCACUGGGCUAUCAAAUAGUGAUACGGAUGAAACGAGACAACAGCAACAUUUACACAAACAAAUCAACGCACCGUUUGGUCUAUUUUUCAUUCUGCGUUAUUUCAUGUCUCAUCUUUCUAAGGUAUGCAAUGAGGCAGUUUUACUUGCCAGUACAGAAUCGAUUGAAACCACGGAUAUGAUUAUAAAUGGCCAAGUUAGUGAGAUAUUUUACAAAAAAUUUGAAUCGGAACGAACGGAUGACAAAACUUUCGACAAAAGUCCCGUUGCCCUUCGGUUAAAUGAGACAAUGAUGAUGACCUGUAGUGCUGAUACUACCGAAACUAGAGACGAUUUAGCAACAUAUGAAAGUAUUUGGAUUAAGCAUGGUAACGAGGGCAAUCAAAAAUGGCUCUACAACGACAGUGAUGAACAACUAUCAUCGUUCGUUAAUUAUCAACCACUGACUCAAAUUCAAUUUCAAUCAAAAAAUACAUCGGCACAAAUUUAUGUCUACGAAGAAGAUGAUAGUGGCGAAGAGCAGAGUGAUGGUGAUCAACGUUUGUCCUUGAAACGAAAAUUGUCAAGUACAAGCCUGUCCCCACAACCAAUCCAUCCACCAAAUACAAAUGACUUGUCGAUCAGUUCAUCGUCAUCAUCGAUGUCAUCGCAUAACUCGGUCUUAUAUUCAGAAACAAAUGAUCCUGUAUUUGAAUCAUUUGUUAUUAAUGAUAAUAAAACCGUUUUAAACAUUAUUGAUACUCCCGGUUUAUUUGAACGUGGCUCAGAUGAAAUUGACGUUAAAGAUAAUGCAACAAUAUUAAAAACAAUUGAAUUAUGUAUUGUUAGGGAAAUAACAAAAUUUCAUUUAGUUUGUUUUUAUAUAUCAAAACAUUCUUGUCUAAUUGUAACAAGAAGUGAAUUAAAAAAUGAUAACCAAAGAGAAAAGUUACGUAAUGAAGUAAACAAUGAUCAACAUUUUAAAGAAUUAGUAAAAUAUUUUAAACAAGGUAUUUAUUUUUCUGGUGCAUUAAAUCGUGAUGAUUAUAAUAAUGCAUCGAAACAAAAUUUAUUAGUACAAUUUCAAACAAUAUGCAAAUAUAGCGAUGAAUUAAUUGCAUUAUUUGGUAAUGAAAAUACUGAACCAUAUCCAAUGCGAGAAUGUGCUUUUGAUGAUGUUAAGCAAGUAUUUGCUGAAUGA
Didymodactylos carnosus is the source of this 2040-nucleotide messenger RNA. The record is from the annotation of a GenBank genome assembly. NCBI's taxonomy places the organism in Eukaryota, Metazoa, Rotifera, Eurotatoria, Philodinida, Philodinidae.